This is a messenger RNA of Aspergillus homomorphus CBS 101889, 1029 nucleotides long. Its product is annotated as putative mRNA decapping hydrolase. The record is from RefSeq and is a predicted model, not a curated record. Gene Ontology annotation, cellular component: P-body; nucleus. Lineage: Eukaryota; Fungi; Ascomycota; Eurotiomycetes; Eurotiales; Aspergillaceae. Bases 43 to 1029 code for a protein of 328 amino acids. Gene Ontology annotation, biological process: deadenylation-dependent decapping of nuclear-transcribed mRNA. The transcript is spliced from 3 exons. Gene Ontology annotation, molecular function: hydrolase activity; RNA 7-methylguanosine cap binding.
AGCUGGACCUUCACCUCGUCACAGCAACAAGCACACCUCGCAAUGACGACCCGUGCUGGGCGUCCUUCCCCUGAGGCUGUUAUCUCAAAAUUUGAGGUCGACAGAUUGCUUAAGCAAGACCAAAGCGGUCGCCGCAUAGCUAUUCUCGGAACCAUCGACGAAAAGCAGGGCAUACUCAUCGCCGAACGCGCGGCUUUCGCAACCGAAACCCCCGAAGUCCUCAAAGCCUUCCAUGCCGCGAUCACGCAAGUCACCAACCUAGGCGACAAUGACAUCUAUCGGUGGUAUCUAGCAUCAUCCGGCGCUGAGGCAGGAGGCCAACAGCCCCCGGAUCUUAAGCUGAAUCUCAUCUGGCCCUGCACGGAAUCACACAUCAAGAAGUACUCAGAGCAAGUGGUUCGCAUGGUCACCGAGACGCCGGAGAUCUAUCGCGAACACAUUCGACCGUAUAUGAGCGCGAAGCGCGAGGAAGGUCGGUUGAAUUGGGUGUUUAAUAUCCUCGAGGGUCGAACGGAACAGGAAGAUGUGAUCCUGCGCGACGAGGGACACGGUGCGGAUGAUGGGUUCUUGAUGCUGCCCGAUCUCAACUGGGACCGGAAGACCAUGGGAUCGCUACACUUGCUGGCCUUGGUACAGCGGCGGGAUAUAUGGAGCUUGCGCGAUCUUAAGAAGAAACACAUUCCGUGGUUGAAGUACCUGCGGCAGCGGCUGCUCGAAGGAACUGUGAAAAUGUAUCCGGAACUGGAUCAGGACCAGUUAAAGCUAUAUGUGCACUAUCAGCCAACAUACUAUCAUUUUCAUAUUCACGUCGUCAACGUCAUGCUAGAAGCCGGUGCUACACAGGCUACCGGGAAAGCAUUCGGAUUGGAGAAUAUUAUUUCGCAGCUAGAGACUCUGUCGGGCGAUGAGGACGCGAGCAUGGCGGACGUUAGUCUGACCUACUUCUUGGGUGAAGCCAGUGAGCUGUGGACGAACGUCUACGGACCAUUGAAGAAGGGGAUAAACCUCGAGCCGAAUAAAAUGAGAUAA